Tarenaya hassleriana is the source of this 1234-nucleotide messenger RNA. RefSeq names its product putative ER lumen protein-retaining receptor C28H8.4. The transcript has 6 exons. Gene Ontology annotation, biological process: protein retention in ER lumen. Gene Ontology annotation, cellular component: membrane. Gene Ontology annotation, molecular function: ER lumen protein retrieval receptor activity. The coding region runs from base 130 to 948 and encodes 272 amino acids. The record is from RefSeq and is a predicted model, not a curated record. NCBI's taxonomy places the organism in Eukaryota, Viridiplantae, Streptophyta, Magnoliopsida, Brassicales, Cleomaceae.
CCAAAGUUUCAAAGCCGGCAUUGUUUGUCCCGAUCGUGGAAGACUCCCUGCAGCUUUUUCCCAUUUUCCGUCACUUCACCGAGGAAAUCAGGAACGAAGCUGAAAAAGGGAUACUCGGAAGGAAACGGCAUGAAGGUGACGAAGACUCCGAUCCACGCGGUGUGGACAUGGGUGAGGAGACAGCCGCCGAAAGUGAAGGCGUUCCUGGCGGUCGUCACGGGCAUGGCGGCGCUGGUUCUGCUUCGAUUCAUCGUACACGAUCACGACAAUCUCUUCGUUGCCGCGGAGGCUGUCCAUUCUAUCGGGAUCUCUGUCCUCAUCUACAAGCUCAUGAAGGAAAAGACCUGUGCUGGACUGUCAUUGAAAUCUCAGGAGCUAACAGCAAUAUUUCUAGCUGUUAGGCUGUACUGCAGCUUUGUUAUGGAAUAUGAUAUACACACCCUUCUUGACUUGGCUACUUUGGGUACAACUCUCUGGGUUAUCUUUAUGAUCCGUUUUAAGUUAAGGUCUAGUUACAUGGAGGACAAAGACAACUUUGCUCUCUAUUAUGUGCUUGCGCCCUGUGCUGUGUUAGCCGUGUUAAUUCAUCCGUCAACCUCACACAAUAUACUGAAUAGGAUUUCCUGGGCGUUCUGUGUAUAUCUGGAAGCUGUCUCAGUGCUGCCCCAGUUGCGAGUGAUGCAGAACACAAAGAUUGUUGAGCCAUUCACAGCACAUUAUGUAUUUGCACUUGGAGUGGCGAGGUUCCUUAGCUGCGCUCACUGGGUUUUACAGGUAGUAGACACACGUGGACGCUUGCUAGUAGCACUUGGAUACGGGUUAUGGCCGUCAAUGGUUCUCAUAUCGGAAAUCGUGCAAACCUUCAUCUUGGCAGAUUUCUGUUACUACUACGUGAAAAGCGUCUUUGGGGGGCAGCUUGUUCUUCGUCUUCCUUCUGGAGUCGUGUAAGUUUAAACACACAGAUAGAUGGUUUGAUGAUAAUGUCUUGAUUUGAGCUCGUGGGGUGGAAAUGCUGCCCAACGAGAGCUUCUGUGCUUCAUCCUUUUCCCCUGAUCCCACCCGUCUCUCUCUGGGGUUGCAAGUGGCUUCUUCCAACAAAUCAAAUUUCUGUUGUAUAUUACCAUCGUUCAGCCGCUUUGGGUCGUUUAUAUUCCUAACGUUUUAUUCGACUAUGAUUCUCUGUAUUAAUAAGAAAAUAUCGAGAAGAAUACAAAGCCUGAAUCUUUUGAUUAUG